GUGGAUUGUGGGACAUUGUUGUGCCAUAUUGACACACGACUUAAGGAAAUGGACGCGGGUUUUUUCCGCGGCACCAGUGCGGAGCAGGAUAACCGCUUCAGCAAUAAACAUAAGAAGCUGUUGAAGCAGCUGAAGUUUGCAGAAUGUCUGGAGAAGAAGGUGGAUAUGACCAAAGUCAACCUGGAAGUCAUCAAACCCUGGAUCACCCAGCGUGUGACGGAGAUCCUUGGCUUCGAGGAUGAUGUUGUCAUAGAAUUUGUCUUCAACCAGCUGGAGGAAAAGAAUCCAGAUGGAAAGAUGAUGCAGAUUAAUUUGACUGGGUUCCUGAAUGGAAAGAAUGCCCGGGAGUUCAUGAAGGACCUCUGGCCGCUCUUGCUAAGUGCUCAGGAGAACAUUGCUGGUAUCCCAUCUGCCUUUCUGGAGCAGAAGAAAGAGGAGAUCAAACAGAGACAGAUCGAGCAGGAGAAACUUGCUUCUCUGAAAAAGAUUGAUGAAGAUAAAAGGGAGAAGGAGAGCAAGGAAAGAGCUCAGUCCAAAAGUCCUAAACGGAGGAGGUCCCGCUCCCCUGUGAAGCGGGAUCGUAAAGCCAGUCCCUCUCGGUCUCCUCGCCGAAAACCAAGUCCAGCUGCCUCGCCGCCUUCUAGUCCAUCUAAUAAUAAAGAUGAACCAAAUCAAGAACCGGACCAGUCGGAGAGCUCCAAACCAGAACCGCUUGUCCAGGAGGCUUCCUCUACAAGUGAUGUAGUGGGUGAGGUGAAGCCAGACUCCUUGUCUGAGGCUGUGAAAGAAAAGUCUCCAGAGAAAAUGUCAAAAUCAGAGGACAAGCCCAAACCCAGGGAACGGGACCGAGAUAAGGAUGGACGCAGAGAGAGACCACGCCACCGUUCUCGUUCCCGAUCACCUCGCUCUCGCAGACGGCCCAGAUCACGCUCCAGGUCGUUCUCUCCUCGCCGCAGAUCAAGUCCCAGGAGGCGAAUCUCUCCAAGACGCAGGAGCCCCCCUAGACGCCACCCUCCACCUAGACAUCGACGCAGCCGGUCACCUGUCCGCAGGCGGCGCUCUCGCUCCCGAUCCUCCUCAGGCAGUUCUUCAUCUCACUCACCCCAUAAGAUUGCAGGUAAGCGUGGGUCAGCCACCCCACCCAGAAAACUUCCACGGCGCUCAGAACCCUCCAGCCCCUCCAGAAGACGAGGCCGCAGCCCCUCUGGACCAGACACCAGACCUUCAGAUUUGAAGCACAGGCCUGGAGUAAGGAACAACUCGUGCUCUCCUUCUCCCAAACUGAGAGGAUCUGAUGCAUCAGAGUCUGAGGGGGAGAAGGUGGGCAGAGAGUCAAUGGCAGAUUCUGUCCAGCAGCGACGUCAGUAUCGCAGACAGAAUCAGCAAUCCUCCUCAGGUUCAUCCUCUUCCUCAGAAGAUGAAGGUCCAAGGCGGCAGAACAGGGGGGCAGCUGCCAGAAAUGGAGACAUUAGGAGGAGGAAGCGGAGCCAUUCACCUGCAUCACCACGUAGGCGGCACAGAGAUGCAUCCCCAAGAAAGAGACGUUCUCCAUCACCUGCUGGUCGUAGACAACGUUCCCCCUCUCCUCCUCGCCGCCGCAGGUCGCCCUCUCCCCCAAGACGCAGAUCUCCAUCCCCACUUCCUCGACGCCACUCUCCCGCUAUUCAGCGUCGCUACAGCCCCUCCCCUGUCUCAUCUCAGAAAAGACGCACAUCAGUGUCUCCCCCUCCCAAGCGCAGAGGGUCUCCUUCACCUGUGCCCAAGCGCAGAGGGUCUCCUUCACCUGUGCCCAAGCGCAGAGGGUCUCCUUCACCUGUGCCCAAGCGCAGAGGGUCUCCUUCACCUGUGCCCAGACGCAGAGGGUCUCCAUCCCCUGUGACCAAGCGCAGAGGGUCGUCUUCACCUGUCGCCAAGCGUAAAGGAUCUCCAUCCCCUGUGGCAAAGCGUAGAGGGUCUCCUCCUGUAGUUAAACGUAGAGGGUCUCCUUCUCCUGUCGUUAAGCGCAGAGGGUCUCCCUCACCAGUGGCCAGGCGCAGAGGGUCUCCCUCACCAGUGGCCAGGCGCAGAGGGUCUCCCUCCCCUGUGGGCAAGCGCAGAGGGUCUCCCUCCCCUAUGGGCAAGCGCAGAGGUUCUCCCUCCCCUGUGGGCAAGCGCAGAGGUUCUCCCUCCCCUGUGGGCAAGCGCAGAGGUUCUCCCUCCCCUGUGGGCAAGCGCAGAGGUUCUCCCUCCCCUGGGGGCAAGCGCAGAGGUUCUCGUUCCCCCAAGUGGAGUCGUGGUAGCAGUCCAGGAAAGAGACGCACUCCCCCCUCUUCUACUUCGCCUCCACCCCGCCACCGAAGAAGUUCUCCAAAUCCCUCUGCAGCCCAACGGGGCCGAGACACCCGCUCCUCUCCCCCUCCCCUUGCUACUCGAGUGUCUUCCAGUCCUCAGGGUCGAUUUGUCCCUUUUGAUUCCUCCCCACAGAGACAAAGACGUCAGGUAUCCCCCCCGCACGGUACUAGACCCAUUCGCAGGGUUUCACGCACACCAGAACCUCGCAAGUCUCAGAGUGGUUCUCAGAGCCCCCAGCCGGUAAGGAGGCAGGUUUCUCGAUCACCAUCUGCUUCUCCUCCUGUGGCUCACAAGCGGCCUGCUUCAGUUUCUCCCUCUCGUUCUGCUAGCCGCUCUCCACUUCCGCCUCCCAAAAAGAACAGCAGUGUCUCCCCAACUCCAUCACCUAACAAGAACUCCGAUGUAGAAGCUGGUAAGAAGAAGAAAAAGAAGAAAGACAAGAAACACAAGAAAGACAAAAAACACAAGAAGCAUAAAAAACAGAAGAAGGAGAAGGGGGGAGAAGAGAAGAGUGGAGCGGUGGAAGGAGGUCAUGGACAGGAGGCGGAGCCAGACUCUGACCAGAAAAAGACUUCAGACGUUUGACUGCAGUUUUAACAAACACAAAGCAACUUCUACUAGAGUGAAGAUUUCGAACGUCAUAAAUGUGAAAGCCUAAAUGUAAUGUUGUCAUGCCUGAUUUUAUUGAGUCAGACAUAAUUAAUGCUACCUUUCUUGAAGGAAUCAGAAAGCGAAGUAGAAGACAGUUUGGAUGAUCUAGAGAAGCAUCUGCGUGAGAAAGCUCUCCGCUCUAUGAGGAAGGCCCAAAUGUCUCCAUCUUCUCAGUCCUGAGGAGAAAUCUGCCACACCUCUAUUCCACUCUCUGCAUUUUAAACGUUUGAUGUUGAUUCAGCUUUAGAAUGUACAAAUUGUUAAAAUUCACCCUAGAAUUUUGUUUUUGUUGGAUUUAUUAUUAUUUGGCAUGUUUAUUGCUGGAGUUUUAUGAUGCUUGAUUUGUGAUCGGGCAGCUGAUGUUUCUGGAUCACCUUUUGUCCUCUUCUCCACUCUUAAAUACUGUCAAGAACCGUUUAUCCAAAAACAACCUUUUUUUUUUUUUUUUGGUCCCAAGACACUCUCCUGUUGCUUUUACUGUUAUGAUGAAACAUAUAAGGAAAACUCAUUUGCAGUUCUGAGUUAAAAAUUUACAAGAUAGCCUAUGGAUUCCCUCUCAACUUUGGCAGGACUUUUUAUGAGAGUUUUGUUUGCAUGGAUAGCAGACUUAAGUGUACUUGUCCUCUUGUGUGCAUGAUCUAUACCAAAAGACCCAAUGAGUUGUGAGAGCUCAUCCAGCAAGCUGCUCUCCAUUCAUCUGAGCAUUGGGGGAACUCUCAAGAGCUCUACUGUGCACAAGAGAACAAAUCAGAAAUGUCUGUUUUCAUCCUUUUUAUUUUUUGCUUUCUAUUUUUUGUAACCUAAGUUGUGUUUGAAAUUGUUGAACCUUGCCGUAAAUACUGGCUUUAAACAGUCACAUUAAAAUGAAAGAAAUUAUUUAUUUUUGUCUGUUAUUUUGAGUAGCUUGUGUGGGGUUUUCACCUGCGCCAUAUUUGUUCAAGGUUGUCUGAGGUGAUAGAAAUGAGAAAUCCUUUAUAAGUCUAGUUUAAAACAUGUCAAGUUUGUAAAAAUUUCAUCUUUGUGUCCAAUUUGGUUUCAUAAUUUUUUUUAAAAACCUACAAAAUUCUACAAACAUUUUUUUUAAUGUCAUGAGGAGUAACUACCCUCAGACCCAGCCAUUAAAUUAUGUCUUCUGUAGAGGACAUUUUGGUUUUCAUACUACAAUAUCAUACAUGCCACAGUUGUAAAUCAGUAUCUUAAAAUGGACACCCUAAACUUUUCAGAGAUAUCUAAUGUUUUGGGGUUUGUCCAUGACAACUUCUCGAGCCUUAAAAAUAUCUGAUGUCACAAUUCAGCACAUUUGAGGAAAAUAUGAACAGUAUUUGUACUAUUUUGUACUUUAUAAUUAAUAUUAAAAAAAUCAUAGAAAUAUACAUCUCAAGGAGAGAAAAAAAAUGAAUGAGUUUUCAAAGCAGGAUAUGGUUUUGUUUUACAAGAAAGGCAUUGGUUUCUUUGAUGUCCACUGUAGGGGACAUCUGGUCUUAAUACUUGUUUUCACCUAUUGGGUGACAAUGCAGGUGAAUAGUAAAGCAAUAAAAUAAGCAUAUUUUAUAAACUAUGAGAUAUUCCUUUGAAAUGAGAUUCUGGAGUGUUGACACUCAUAAUUGAACACAGAUUAAAUGCUGGCACUGCUAAAUUCAUAUGUGUACAGGAAUGCAUAAAAUAACACCAUUUAAACUAUAUAAUUAUGUAUUAAAUAAAAAAUGAGCUCAACUUAUAACUUGAGUUAAAAAAAAAAUAUUGUGUAGUCUCUGGGUCUUCGGGACAACAAAUAAUACAUAUGUAAUAAUUAUUGUAAUGCAAUAUAUGUAUAUAUUUCUAUUUUUUGUGAUUGUCUCUCUCUGUCUCUAAAAUUCAAAGGGGCUUUAUUGGCAUGAAUGUAAACAAUACAAUAUUGCCAAAGCAGAGGCUGUGUAAAAAAGAACUACACCUUAAUCUAUAAUUACAUUUAAUUUAACAAUAUAAAAAUAAAUACAAAACUGGUUCAGUACUGCUGAAGACCACAGUGUUUAAAAAAGCGAAGAGCACUGACACAUAAAUGAAUAUACAUACUCAACAUACUAUACUCUGUCUCUGUGUAGAAACUAUAUUGACAUUAAACAAAAGGACAUUUCCUAAACCUUUGCUGGUCUCAGG
Messenger RNA from Xyrauchen texanus (razorback sucker), 5118 nucleotides. It is a transcript of the gene srrm1, whose product is annotated as serine/arginine repetitive matrix 1. NCBI's taxonomy places the organism in Eukaryota, Metazoa, Chordata, Actinopteri, Cypriniformes, Catostomidae. The record is from RefSeq and is a predicted model, not a curated record. The transcript is spliced from 17 exons. The coding region runs from base 49 to 2916 and encodes 955 amino acids. Gene Ontology annotation, molecular function: RNA binding. Gene Ontology annotation, biological process: regulation of mRNA splicing, via spliceosome; mRNA processing. Gene Ontology annotation, cellular component: spliceosomal complex.